Messenger RNA from Cylindrotheca closterium, 660 nucleotides. NCBI's taxonomy places the organism in Eukaryota, Bacillariophyta, Bacillariophyceae, Bacillariales, Bacillariaceae. The record is from the annotation of a GenBank genome assembly.
AUGAUGAUUGCUCUCUACUCCUUUGUCUUGGCACUUGUUGCCACAUCCUCGGUCCAUGGAUUCGCACCCGUCGCCAACAAGGCACCAGUCUCCACCACCACCACCACAACAGAAUUGAACAUGAUCGGAGGACUGUUCCAGGGACUCUUUGGAAAGACAGAUGCGGAAAUCACCAAGACUGUCUACUUCGAUAUCGCCAUUGAUGGAGAUGCCGCGGGAAGAAUCGAGAUGGGAUUGUAUGGAUCUACUGUCCCAAAGACUGCUGAGAACUUUGAAAAGCUGUGCACUGGCGAAAAGGGAUUCGGAUACAAGGGAUCCUCCUUUCACCGUGUCAUUCCAGGCUUCAUGUGCCAAGGUGGUGAUUUCACCAAUGGAAAUGGUACGGGAGGAAAAUCCAUCUAUGGACGCACCUUCGACGACGAAAACUUUGAUAUUGCCCAUGGUGGACCAGGAACUCUUUCCAUGGCCAACGCUGGACCCAAUACUAACGGAAGUCAGUUCUUUGUUUGCACCGCUGCCACUCCUUGGUUGAAUGGCAAACACACAGUCUUUGGAAAGGUUACCAAUGGAAUGGAAGUCGUUCGCAAAAUUGAAGCUUACGGAACUGAUUUUGGAAAGCCUCGAGCAACCAUUACCAUUGCCGACUCGGGAGCUUUGUAA